Molecule: messenger RNA, 473 nt
Organism: Symbiodinium pilosum
Lineage: Eukaryota; Dinophyceae; Suessiales; Symbiodiniaceae
Source: the annotation of a GenBank genome assembly
GUCUGCGCUUUGGCGUUGCGAUCUUUGGUCCAGAGCUUUGCGGCUCCUGACACUGUCGAGAGGUGCGGUAGUGGUGACGUUAUGGAGAUGGACAUUGACUCAGUUACACCUGGCUGCAAGAUGCAUCUGAUAUAUGGAGACGAGUACUGUGGGUCUGUGGCCAAGUGCAUGUUCUCCAUCUUCCGAUGCAUGAUCGGCGAUUGCACAUCAGCAGGUGGAAGAUCUUUGACAAUGAUCUUCAGUAAUGGCUUUGGCCUUCGCUUCGACAUACUCUAUGCCUUCAGCAUGGUUUGUGUACUCUUCGGCCUGUUCAACAUCAUCACCGCAAUUUUUGUGGAAGCCACAUUGAACGGCCUCAAAGAGACGGAGAUCCAGCGGAAGUAUGCAAAAGCAUAUGAAACCAGCUACAUGACGGAGCAACUGGCUAAGCUUGUUGUUUGCGUGGCCAGCCAGACACAGAUGAUGCGAUCCAG